Paramormyrops kingsleyae is the source of this 1828-nucleotide messenger RNA. NCBI's taxonomy places the organism in Eukaryota, Metazoa, Chordata, Actinopteri, Osteoglossiformes, Mormyridae. The record is from RefSeq and is a predicted model, not a curated record.
GUCCUACUGCCAGAGGUUGACCCAUUCCUGGCUAACAGAACUAACAUCUUACGUAAUUGAGACCCAGUGCCAAAGCUCUUAGUCCAGAUGGUAUUCGCGAUGCCUUCUGCCUGGAUUUAUAGCUGGACAGCACCUCAGUGAUCAGAAGCUCAGGAGAGCAGGGACACUGGGACUUGUAGAUGUCAUGAUGGUGGACCCAAUUCCAGCUGGCUCUGAACUGGCAAACGGCACGUCUGGCACUCCCUGUUUACCUGGGUUUGGAUGUAACGCAUCUGCUGUCCUCGGACCACAGAGCCCCCCUUUGUUAGUAGAUGCCUGGCUCGUGCCUCUUUUCUUUGCUCUCAUCAUGCUGCUUGGACUGCUAGGAAACUCGCUCGUCAUCUAUGUGGUUACCAAGCACCAGCAGAUGAAGACAGUCACCAAUUUCUACAUAGCCAACCUGGCAACAACGGACAUCAUAUUCCUGGUGUGCUGUGUGCCAUUCACUGCCACACUCUACCCAUUGCCCAGCUGGGUUUUUGGCGAUUUCAUGUGCAGGCUGGUGAACUACAUUCAACAGGUGACAGUGCAGGCGACCUGUAUAACUCUGUCUGCCAUGAGUGUGGACCGCUGCUACGUGACAGUGUACCCCCUACUGUCCCUCCGUCAUCGGACCCCACGCAUGGCGAUGGCUGUCAGCCUGGGCAUCUGGAUGGGGUCAUUUGUCCUUUCUGUGCCAGUAGCAAUGUACCAGAAACUUGAUGUUGGAUACUGGUUUGGCCCCCAGACAUACUGCACCGAGUCCUUUCCAUCUGUGCUGCAUCAGCAAGCAUUCAUCCUCUACACCUUCCUGGCCGUGUACCUCCUGCCCCUCCUGACUAUCUGCUUCUGCUAUGCCUUCAUGCUGAAGCGUAUGGGCCAGCCAGUGGUGGAGCCCACUGAUAACAACUAUCAGAUGAGAGUACUAAUCCUGUUCUCCCUCCAGCUGGCAGAGAGGUCAGAGGCAGUGCGUGCCAAGAUCUCCAAGAUGGUGGUAGUGAUCGUGGUGCUCUUCACUGUCUGCUGGGGUCCUAUUCAGUUCUUUAUCCUGUACCAAGCCUUCUACCCAAACUUCCGCAAAAACUACGCACUCUACAAGAUCAAGAUCUGGGCUCACUGCAUGUCCUAUGCUAACUCCUCGGUUAAUCCCAUCGUCUAUGCCUUCAUGGGGGCCAACUUCAGAAAGUCCUUUAAAAAUGCCUUCCCUUUCAUCUUCAAACAGAGGGUGGGCAGCAUCAGGGAAGCCAUGGCUAACACCGAGAUGCAGUUCCUUUCAUCUGGAACAUAGAGCCAGCAAAAGACCAACUGCCCUUUUAUAGAAGCAGAAAAUUAAUAUUUAACCGCAUAAAUGUUGAGCUCUAUUGAUAGUUCUUGUGUUUCAGCAAACCUCUGACAAUUAUGAAAUUAAAAUGUUUGCUUUUAAAUUAAAUGCACAAUAAUUCUGGGACAAAGUCAACAAUGAUGUUAACAAUGAAUUGUAAUCUCUAACGGUUUGUAUAUUUGGCAACCAAUCUGUCAUUUAAAUGAAUGUGAAUAUUCCUAUUAUGAUCAUAGUUACCAAACAAAUGUACUAAAAAAAUGGUCUAACUCAGUUAAGCAUUCCAAACAAAUAACUUAUUUAUUUAAAAAUAUCAUACUGAUUAAAGAACCAUUUUUAAGCACAAAAGUAUCUUCGUUGUCAUUUAAUAGUGUAUGGAGCCUGACAAAUGACACAUGUAGCACAGCUUGCUUGUUCUGAGCUAAAAACAUUACAGAAGAACCUAUGUGUUGGUUGACUUAAUGCAAUGUAAUGUGUGUUUGGGUUCUCAGU